Molecule: messenger RNA, 4276 nt
Organism: Solenopsis invicta (red fire ant)
Lineage: Eukaryota; Metazoa; Arthropoda; Insecta; Hymenoptera; Formicidae
Product: major antigen
Exons: 1
Coding region: 147-4220 (1357 amino acids)
Source: RefSeq, a predicted model, not a curated record
UUAAUAUACAAACAUAUAUAUAUUUAUAAAGGACUUUUUAUAUAAAUGUUUAAUAUCUAAUAUUGACAUUUAGCGAGGUUUAUUAUUCCCCUCGGAAUGCGUUUUGUCACGUAUCACGUAAUUCUAAUAAAAUUGAGGAAGCGACAAUGAGUGACAAAUACCUCGACGAUUACCUGUCAGUGAUCGCGAUUGACGUCGCCGUCGAGGAAAAGACGAGAAUCGCCAGAAUGGCUGUUGCGACAUUGCACAAGCUACAUAACGUGAUGCGGCAGAUGAGAGAUUGGCGGGAAGAUAGCGCGAAACUGAAGAGUAAUAUCUGGCGGAUGAAAAUGGCUCUGUGUGUGGAUGACAAGAAUGGGAACGAUAACCAGCAGAUCGAUCCUUUGAUCGUGCAUCAGAAGGCGGAGAUUAGCCGGUUGGAGCAGGCGAACGGCGCUUUGGAGAACGAGGUAACGAGUCUGAGGCGCGCUCUGGCGAAAACCGAGGAGGAGAUCGCGAGUGUCGCCGUUUGCGAAAUAAGCGAUAAGAUUGUCGCGCUCGAGAAUGAAUUCUCGAGCGAGAGACAGCGUAUGAACGACGAGAUUUUGCAUUUGAAGACGCGGCUGAAAGAGACCGAGGAGAGUGAGACGAAUGUCGUGUUAAAGCGACUCAGGGACGAGCUGAACGAGUUUGCGAGAGGCGACCAAACGAUCGAAAUAAUCUUCGCGAACGCGAUUGGUAAGACCGUAGAGAUGAUUAUCGGUCUGUCGGAGGAGCUCGUGAAUGUUAGCGAGAAUUUGUACAGGUGCAAGACCAGAAACAAGAGCUUGCGUUUCAAGCUGGGUAAAUUGAGGGCCAUGUUGCGCUCGAGGUGCGGUAAUAGCGCGGAAUAUCGGAAGAGGAUCGGCGAAUUGAACAAUCUCGCCGAGCAAUUGAUGGGGGAGAUGGGCCGGCUGAAAGUUAUUCGCGAGAAUGCGAACUAUAGCGAAAGUUCGGACGCCACGGUUAUCACGGACGUUGUUAGACACGUCGAGCGUUUGAUGAACGACUUGAGGAACAAUUUAAAGUGCGAUCGCGAGGCGAUGAUCGCCGCUGGCGAUCCCGACUGUUUGAAAUACAUGAAGAAAGUGGUUAAUCUAAAGGUAAACCUGAAAGUGCUGUCCGUGGAGCUCAGACGAUCGAACGUGCCGAUGGACAAACGAUUAUGCGGGAAUGGCGGUCAGUACGAGAAAUGCUUGGAAGCAGCUUCCUCGUUGAACGAUUUCUUACGGGAAAUCGAUAGUGAGAUUGAAAAAUUGAAGAUAAAACCGAUGAACGAGUAUUGCAAAAUUGGUGGCGUCAGCGGCUCGCGAUACAUGACUAAGGUCACGGAGCUCGAGGAUAUUGUUAGAAAAUCAAUCGCAGUGAUCGGCAUUUUGAAACAGGCCUCGCCAGAAGUUAUAAAUAGCAACGAGAAAAUAACGGAGGCGCUGGAAGACCUGAUCGAGCGACUGUGCCGCAAGAUGAAGGAACUCGAAAUUUUUGAUGAUCGCGCGAAUUUACGCGAGAGACUCGAACAGCUUGAAGCUUUGGUCAUGCGUUUGAAAUCGGAAUUAUUGGAGAAGGACGAGCGUAUAAAUGCGCUGAACGACGAGCAUGCGAGCAUCAAAUUAACAUUAGAGAGAGAUCGUGAGAGGUACGAGAAGAUUAUCGCUGACACACGCGAGGUGAACGGGACUCUUCGAGAAGAUAUAAAAAGGGGGAGGCAAGAAAUAUUGGAGCUGUCGCUUGAACGCGACCAUUCCGAGCGACGUGUCGCGGAAAUGCAACUGAUGAAGGCUGAAAUUGACGCGGCGAGAAAAGAAUUGCGGGACCUUCGUGAUGAUAAAGAGACGUUAUUAGGGGAAACGACAAGGUUGCGUAACAUUCUCGGGGAGAGGGACAAGAAAAUUGAGAAUAUUAUUACCCAGGGGGACGAGUUGAAAGCGGCCCUUAGGGCCGAGAUAGAGGAGCUGAAGGCGAAACUUGGGAUCACUUCCGAUGAAAAUGUAAAACUGAGAAGUAUAAUUGAGGGACUUGGGAAACAGGAGGAACGUGAGCGACUGGGCGAAUUGAAAAGUUCGGCGAAGGAAAGCGGCGGGGUGGCACGAGACAAUGGCGAGGAACGUGCGCGAAACCUCAGGGAUGAGUAUUUGAAAGCCGAGUCAAAUGAGUCUAAAAUAAGUCUGAACAAGGCGGACGAGCGAAUCGGCGACUAUUUCAAGUCCGCGCUAGAUGAAAGCGUCGGUGACAGGAUCGGGUUGGGGGGUGAAAUUUCUGAUUUCGAGUCUAACGAGCAGUCGUUGACGUAUCGAUCGAACGUUCUCCGCCGGGCGAGCGCCGGCGAGAGAACGACGUCGGGAGAAUUCGACAGAGUGAUAGCGGAGUACAAAGCGUCGGAGGAUAAAGUCAAACAGCUUGAAAACGAGAAAGAACAACUCGAGGAGGAGUUGUCGGAGUUGAGGUCCGAGAAAGGAUUGCUGGAUGGGUCGAUGGCCGAUGCCAAUAACAAGUGCGCCGCGCUGCAAGAUCAAGUGAACAAAUUUAAGUCCGAGCGUAACGGCCUUCGGGAGCAGAUAAGCGUGCACGAGGCUGCCGCGGAGAAUUUAAAGUUGAUGCUGGAGAGAGCGCGGGCGGAGCUCGCGGACGCGGCCGCCGAUUCGACGCGCCUGCGAUCGGAGCACUCGAGGGUCGUCGACGAUUUGGAUACGCUGUCUCUACGGAAUACCGAGGCCGAAGACCGUGUACGAGUGCUGUUGACAGAAAAGAACGAGUUCGCGACGCGUAUUAACGAGCUCAAUGAUGAGAACGUCGCCCUGCGAGAGCAGUUGAAUAAGGCGAGAGAGGAGAAUGAAUAUUUUUCCAUGGAAUUGAAUAAAUCAAGGGUCGAAAAUGACAAAGCGAAAGCGGAAAAUGCUCUUCUGCAGGCUACCUGCGACACGAGGGAGAGAGAUAACGUCGCCCUGGGACGGGAGAGGGACGACGCGAGAGCGAGAAUAAAUGAAAUCGGUAACGAGUGCCGAGCACUCGGUAAUCAACUCAAGACCCAGCGAAUGAAGUACGAGGCGUUGCGGCUUGCCGCGGCCGCGUUGCGCGACGAAAAUAACGAUCGUAAGAAUUACUUAAAGAAGAUCGAUACGCAGCGUCCGCUUACGGCGGGGGACCGCGAGCGGGGAUUCGCUGACGCUUAUAACGAGAUUAAACAGAAGCAGAAUUGCUCGAAUACCACGUGUACGAGCGUAAAGGUUGAAUUUGGCGAAUGGAGGGACGGCGGAACAGAAGUCAAAGUAGAAUCUGAUACACGCGCCGGCCAUGAUAACAAAGCGGAGAUCAAAGACGAGCCGAAGGCUGAACUAAAGAGACCGAGAAGCGGGAAUAAGGCUUUGAAAUUAGAGCGGGCGAAUUCGAGGUCGGAAAACUCCGUGGAUACAAUGGAACUGGCGGAAGGCGGAACCGAAAGCUUAGUGGCGUGGACGGAAGCACCGGACGACGGACAGAUCGUCGGUUCUAUCCUGGGGAAACCCGAGAUCGCGAGUAUCUGGCGCGGGAAAGGAAUAAGCAAUUAUCCCGAUGAUCCGGAGAUGUUCCAGGGUAACGAAAGAAGUGUCGCGGCGCUCGAUAUCGAUCUGCUCGAGGCCGAGUCGAAUAGGACGCUGAAGAUGAAAGCGGAUAUCCCGCGUAGUAAUCGUAACUCCUGUCGGACGGACGACGAUGAGAAAACGGAGGCCGACUUCGGUAAAGCGACGGAGGAGAUUCAGGCUUUGAAACUCGAACUGAUGAAUCUAAGGGACGAGAAGGCGACGUUGAGGUUGCAGUUCGAGACAUUUAAGGAAGAAUUAAACGCAUUGAGAUCAGAAAGGGUGGCUUUAAAGGACGAGCUCGCCGCCUCGAGGAAGUCGAACUUCGAUCUUAGGCUCAAAGUGAACGACCUGCGAGGCGCUAACGAAAAAUUGAAGGAGAUAAAUGCGGGAUUGAGGGUGGGUUGUCCGCGGGAUGCGUCGAGAGGGACGAAUGAAUGUACCACGAUGUCGGAAGCGCCGGAGAAAAGAUUAAAAAAUAAUUACGAGAGCGCGUUAAGUGACUAUCUAAAGAAGUACAUUUUUACGGAAAAUAAUCUGCGGCUAAUUAACAGACGAAAUCGAUUCGAUCGCGUCUCUCCCAAGAAUCCUGGACUGCAAUCCGUCGAAGAGAAUUUACAACAUAUAGAGGGACAAAAAUCCUAAAGUUGCACGCGUAUACUAAAUUGUGUAUUAUUGUAAUUUAUUAAAUUUUACUGUCU